AUGCCUUCAACCGACUCGUUGUCUGAUCCUCAGGAGUAUCAGAAAAUCUUCCACUGGGCUGAAACCCAGAAAGAUGGCACUAUCCCUUCUUUCAACACACGACGUAAUGAUCCUUAUGAGUACCAAUCUGGCUUUGGAAAUGCCUUCGCAUCCGAGGCAAUCCCUGGCACCAUUCCACACGGCCAAAAUAGUCCCCGUAAUGUGAGAUUUGGGCUCUAUGCCGAGCAGAUGACGGCUACGGCUUUUGUGGCUCCCCGACACUGCAACAAGAAGGCGUGGCUAUACCGCGCCCGUCCCGCUGUGGCUCACCAGGGCUUCACUGAACUUCCAGAUAACAAAGAUACCGAGGCGAACUUUCUGCCAUUGAACCCUCGUAUCCACGUCUCUCCUACCCAGCUGGCCUGGCACCCGUUUGAUAUCCCCGAAGGUGAGGAUGUUGACUUUGUUUCGGGACUGAAGACAGUCGCUGGAUCGGGAGAUCCUACUUUGCGUGAGGGUCUUGCUACACAUGUUUACGUUGCCAAUACCAGCAUGAAAAAGAAGGCUUUCGUCAACUCGGACGGCGAGUUCCUCAUUGUUCCACAGCAGGGCGCCCUCGAUAUCCAGACCGAGUUUGGGCCCAUGCUUGUUCAACCUGGUGAACUAUGCGUCAUCCAGCGUGGAAUUCGCUUCAGUGUGAAUCUACCUGAUGGUCCGUCUCGUGGGUACAUUCUGGAGGUCUGGGGCACACAGUUUGAGCUUCCUGAGCUUGGUCCCUUGGGCGCCAAUGGCCUUGCAAAUGCGCGCGACUUCUUGAGCCCAGUUGCUAGGUAUGAAAUUUUGCAAGAACCAUGGGAAAUUAUCUACAAGCUUGGAGGCAAGUUCUUCAGGAGUACACAAAACCACAGUCCAUAUGACGUUGUCGCAUGGCACGGAAAUUAUGUGCCCUAUAAAUACGACUUGACCAAGUUCGUCAACGUAGGCUCUAUCUCCGUGGACCACAUCGAUCCCUCUAUCUUCUGCGUUCUCACGGCCAAGUCCCGCGAUCUAACAGCGCCGCUCGCUGAUUUCCUUACAUUCUCCCCUCGUUGGGAUGUUGCCUCUCACACAUACCGCCCUCCAUACUAUCACCGCAAUGCCGCCUCCGAACUGAUGGGCUUAAUUUACGGUGGCUAUGGCGGCCGCUCGGAUGCUUUCCAACCCGGCAGUGUUUCAUUUGAAUGUGGCAUGGUCCCACACGGCGUCGCGUAUGAGGAAUUCAAAGAAGCUACCGAUAGCGCACCACCAGUAGCGCAGAUAUCCCAAGCCUCUAUUGCGUUCAUGUUUGAGUCGUGCCGUCCUUUCACUAUCACUGACUAUGCGUGGAACAGCGAGAAGAGACAUGAACAUGAGCCUAAAAUGUGGGAUAGCUUGGUGGACAAUUUCUCAAAGCAUGCGGAGGAGAUCGAGGAGAUCAUGGCCCGAAAAGCCAAAGGACUAUCCAUUUCCUAG
Molecule: messenger RNA, 1470 nt
Organism: Penicillium brevicompactum
Lineage: Eukaryota; Fungi; Ascomycota; Eurotiomycetes; Eurotiales; Aspergillaceae
Product: putative homogentisate 1,2-dioxygenase
Exons: 7
Coding region: 1-1470 (489 amino acids)
Biological process (GO): L-phenylalanine catabolic process
Cellular component (GO): cytoplasm
Molecular function (GO): homogentisate 1,2-dioxygenase activity
Source: RefSeq, a predicted model, not a curated record